AUGGCGUCCCUGAGUAGUAUCUUCAAUCACUUUGUACUCCCCGUGAGGCUGCCGGGUCGCCCCGACGAAAACCCGGAAGCAGUCAGCACAGCUAUUCUCGCGCGGACCUCAAAGGCUUGCCAGCUUCUUCGCAAGCUCAGCAGUGAAGGCGAAGCGGGAACAUGGUCCACUAUUGAGCGAUCUCUCUAUUCGUGCUAUGGCAUAAACGAGAAGCGCAUUGAUGCGGACGCCUUGUUGCAGAAAUGGGCAGACCUGCAGCUGGACGACCUGCUCAUCCUACGUAUCGCCGAGCACAAUGCUGCUUUACUGAUCCGCCUUGAAGGCCGCGACGAUGAAGACGUCAUCGUCGUCUUUGAGGUCUUCGAGACAUCUCCCUGCGCGAAGGACGUCCUCGCUGCUGAUGCUCUUCUCUGGGACUUUCCUGGACGCGCAGUCGAGAUUCCCCUGAGCAAAUUCGAAAAUCCUUCCUUCCAGUACAGCCUUGCGACUUUCCUUGAGCAAGCCUCCGAAGAACCUCUACAGCGUUUUGCCGCACGUACAGUCAAGGCGGGGGUUAAUGUGAUUGAGAACCGAGAUACCACCGACCCAGGCCUUAUCGUCCAAUUCCUCAUGCUCUUGCUCGAGGCAAUUGGUCACCCCAUCACAGUGCCCAUGAUCCGAAAACGAGUCAGAGAUGACGUGCAUAUCCAGCAGUCCGAGCAAUCACAGCUUCCGUGGCGACGAGACCCGUCCUGGCUCACGUUGCGGGUUGCCGUCCAGCGCCAGCUGUUCUUCAUCCUAGGAUAUGAGCGCGGUCGAGCCUGCUACAAGUUUCUUAUCUGCGCUAUGCUCGCGAAGCUGUUGGAGGACGGCGUUGGAACGUUCGCAGCGGAAAUUUCCAUCACUCUCAGGAACAAGCUGUGCCGUCGUCUUGCAAAGCUUGAGAUGGAGAGGGAGCGAGCUACCAGAGAUGUCGCUACUCUCUAUGAAGAACUCUUCGCGUCUGUUGGUACCUUCUGUGAGAAGAUCAUCACUGCUUCAACAGAGAGAGUCGAGGAUGCCUGGGCACAUUACAAGAGACGAAAUACACGUCAAAUUCCCAAGCUUCCCCAGCGCGCGGAUGAAAAGUCUCUCAUGCUAUCUCUGCCCAGAAGCGGCCCUUAUCUUCAGCAUCUACUGAACACGCCACAAAUGAGUCGUACAGGAUAUGGAUCUAUUCUAUUACCACCGAUCAAUGAUGGAACAAUCAAACAAGUACGGAUGCUUGCGGAUCGUUACUUCCAACUUGCCAGAUUGGAAAACGAGAUUCAAUUCGAGGACAUUUCAGAGUAUGAAACGGACACACUCUGCCAGAACCGUUGCGUCAAGCUCGCCGAAUCCGUGACUGAACUCAUUCAGGCUGGUCAUGGUGUUUACAAAUCAAAGCCAGAUCAAAUGGGCGUCUUCCUGCUCAGGGUUUUCGAGCUGUGGGCUAGCAUGGACAAGCGUGCGGUCCGAGCCUGUCCUCUCCUCGGACAUUAUCAUCCGGUUUUCACACCCGACGCGCUCGAUGUGCUGCAAUUACCAACAAUGUCGGACAUGCUACGCCUCCAAACUAUUCAGCGGUAUCUCAAGAGCCGAUGCGACAACUGCGUGUGGAGUACACAGACCAUCUUCAGCGAUCCCAACUCAGCCUGCUUCGCCGUCAUGUAUCUCAAGAAUUUCGACGUGGAUGACGAGAUGGCAGAUUUGUUGGACGAGAUAGAAGAUGAUUCUCACCAAUCACGGCAAAACAAGGAGCGCGAAUGGCGGAAAGCUUGUGAAAAGACUGUGAAGAUGAGAGCUGACCUGGACGACAUUCUGUUGCCGCUGGCACUCGAGUUUCACUAUUAUGACCAGGCGUCAUCCGUUUGGAUCAGUGACUACGAGCGGCCUAUUACAUUUCAACAUCUCUGCGGCCUGCAUGUCCCUCAAUGCCUCACAAGCUCUGUCAUUGACAUGCCAUCACAUCCGCCUGCAACCAUCAACGGCCCAACUUCAUAUGAGACCAUUGCUAGUCAGACCAAGUGUCCGCCGGAUAUGUCGGUGCACGACUUCAUGGCACUUCAACGACUGCUUGCAGGCACUAGCAGGCGCUGGAUGACAAUGCUGGUCGAGCUCGGAUCCUCAAACAUCAACUUCAGCGCUGAGGAUACAAUGUAUCUGUUCAACUCCUUGGUACUUCAGGCGGGUCCAGCUCAUCACACUGAUGAUGUAUUGAGAGACGUGCACAUCGUCUUCAACGACGGAUUGUUUUGCCAACGGCUCGCCGAGCAAGUCGAGAAGCGCCUGCGCACGAUCAAACCCAACUGGCGUGAGACCAACUGCAUGGAGCUCCUGCUAACCAUCAUUCUGCGAAUCCACGACCUUACGAGUGGGUCGACCCGAAAGAAUGCACAUCGACUACUGACUCUUGUUCGUGAGGCCACACUUGAAUGGAUCACGCGCCUUCGCAUCGAAUUCAACCAUGCGACGGAUGAAAGUGCAGCCAAGCGAGCAGCGACAUACGGCUUCUGGGCUGCCCUCCUCUGCCGACGAACAUUUGCAGUCUUCACUGCCUCCAAGGCUCCGCUCCAUUCAAACGAUCUGUGCUCAUUCAUCGAGGCAUCUAUUGCCCUUCAGGAAAACUUGGUGGUGGACCCGACCACACUUCCACCAUACUUGGCAAGCAUGCUCAUGAGGGACAUGAAGCUCGUCUAUCAUAUUCAAGGGGUUCUCAGGAAAUCCAUCACAUCCAACCUUCACAGCCUUAGCAAUGCUCUCAACAAGACCUGGUCCGGUUCUCAUGAUGCGCCAGGGAGACGACGGUUUUCUGGCUGGGAGUUUCUUGCCAGUCCCCAUGAGAACUGGGUCGUUGCAACCAUGACCUCUGAAGGGAGCAGCUUGGUUGGACGGUCGGUUGUUCAUUAUAAUUUUCUCGAAGGGCAUCUCUUUGUGGACGGCAAGCCGUUGGGUUCACUGCCCCAUCAGGUCAGAGAAGCUCCCGUGGUCAAGGAGCUAUUUGGGGACCAGCACCUUCGCACAUAUCCGUCGUACCUUAGUGGCAUGGACCACCAGCUGGCUUACCAAAUGGCUGGGCACGAGGUCCAUUUUGGCCGCCGCGGCGACGAUGUGAUCAUCCGAGCCGUGACUCCCAACGGCCUCAUGGAACUCGUUCCCCGCCACGUCUUUCGAGGACCCACAGACUUCGAUUUACCAGCGGAGCUGAUAGAUGACUGUGUUCAUUGGUUCAAUCUGUAUCACAAGAAGCUGGAGAUUCGAAGAAAGCCAGAAAUAUGGAAGACUAGGCAGGGUGACUGGGUGUUCGACUUCUACGCGCGCAAAGCGAUACGCCGUCAAGUAGUCCUGGUCGAUCCGCAAUCCGAAGUCUGCAAGCAAAUCCAUGCGAUAUUUCGCAAUUUCGAAGAUCCCCAGCACUUGACUGUAUAUCAGCCUGCUGGAGGCCUCGCGGUGGAGCUUAAACGACUUGAUCUCUCAUUUAGUGUUAACCGUCGAGGACUCCUGGAAAUUCGACAGAUGUCGGCGGAAAUUGACCCGAAUCAAGAUGCGGGAACAUUAUAUGGAUUCGAGAGCAAGCUGGUGUUGCGAGACACAUUGGAUAGCGAGAGGCGAAGCAUCCUCGCUAAGCUGGGAUUCCCUUCUUAUGAGCUGCGCGGCAUGCAUGUCAGUGUUUGUACCAACGGCAGUGGCUAUGGCAAGUUCGAGAUCGACCCAGUUCUUGGGCGUCUUACAUGUCCACCAGAGCCACGACUCCUAUACUCUAAGGCCUUGUUCCAUGCAGCAACAUCAUUUGUCCUCCCAGAUCCUCUCACAGGAUGCACAGGAGCGGAGGAGGCCUGCCACCUGCUGGAUUCAGGACUCUAUCAGCCCUGGACGACUAUUCAUGCCAGGAAUGUGCCCCUUCUUCAAGCAAUUGAGCAGUUAAGUCCUACAAGAGUGUACUAUCCAAAGAACAUGAGGAUUCUGCAGACAGUUCGGUGGCACGCGGAGCAAACAGCAAGCAUUCAGCAUGAUUGCUACCGCCCUAUCAUUCGAAGGAUCUUGGAGAAGUCUGACCGGCUCAGUGUUUUCGACAACCAGAGCGCCACCAGCACUGAAGAUGGUGGCAUCUCCGACCAGCAUCUAGGACAUCGAGGCGAAGUCCGCCGUGGAUUGUACGAACGCGGUUUAACAGACGCCAGCUUGCAAACUCGAAAGCAUGACGAAGUCUACAGGCCUCGUGACCGUUAUGCCGUCUCUCGCGAGGCCAAGAAUGUCUUCCAGACGGUUCAGCUCCUCCAGCAGCAGCCAUUCACAAUACCGACUUCAAUUAACUUUGUCGAGGUCCUUCGAAGCUUUCCGGGAAACUUCAUUGGUGGAUUUCAUGCCCAAGCUGACGGCUUCACGGGAUCAUUGAGCAGCGGUAUUGAUAACGGUCUAGAGGAGCAGUGGGGCAGCCUGGUGAACUUCUGUCGUAUGACAAAUCCUGAGGGUAUUCACAAGGCCAUGUUCAGAUUGGGUCUUCUGUCUUUCUCCGAGAAACAGGACAUGGCUGCAGUUCGGCUGUUAUGUGGGUUCGUUUUGGUGGGAGACUUGAAGCGACUCGAACCCCCGCCGUGUGCAUCUUUCGAGGGUUUCAAAGAUUACAUGCCGCCUUCUGUGGAGCACAUCUCCAAGUUCAUCUGCACCGAAGAUGCCAUAAUCAAAACCGCAAGAGGACGCACGCCGAAGACCUCGGAAAUCAGUCGACGCAGGACUGAACGAGUGUCGCUCGCGAAGUUUCUUCUGAAGCAGUGGCCGACAGCUGCUCCUUCUUUCGAAAAGUUCGAACCCAGUUUCCUAGACAUCGAUGAAGUCAUGGAGAACGUGGGCAAUGAAUGGUCACGCCUUUAUAGCAACGCCUUGUUGCUAAGUUAUGCGAAUGAGGUUCAAGCGAUCCUGGCUCAUUACGCAGGCGCGAUUGAAAUUUCGAAGCCGUCACAAUGGCAAGCAAGGCCAGAUACUUGUUACAAGACAGCCCGAGAGAACCUUUUGCCGUCUUUCUCGCAAGAGCUGCUGCUAAAGAGCAUGCCGUCCUUUCCUGAAAGUACAGCUAUCGUCAGCAAUGAGAACCUUCGCAUACCUCAGAUGGUUUUUCAAGCGAACACAAAGCUGCCGCUAAAUGGAGAGACUUCUUGCAAUGAGAUACACGAGCUGGAGUGCAUUUUGUCCUCUUUUGUCAAGUCACCAAAGCCUCUCUGGAGACAGUAUGGAGCCGAUUUACUCGAAAGCGUUGCAGCGUUGCACAAUGUAAAAGCGCAGGGCAAAGAGCACGUUAAUGAGCCGUCAAUGGAUGAAGUAUUCCAGCAAAUCCGCACGACCCGGAACACGCUCCAUAAGCAUUUGACUUAUCUACGCAUGACACUUAGUGGCAAUGACGCACGAUUGAGAUGGCUGGAGUUGGCAACCAUGGGGCCGCGCAUCACAACAGUGACAGCCCUUGAGCAACUGCGGUCAAGUUCACAUUGCAAGUUCGGCAAAGGCAUGAAGGAGUUCAUAAUUCGUUAUGGUGUGAUUGUCACAAGCCUCCAGCGGCUCUUGAGGAUCAGAAAGGAGCAGAUGAAACGCGACUGGGUGUAUGAUCCUGAAAAGAUGAAAGAACAGUGUCGAGAUACCGGACACACGAACUGGAAUCCCAUGGAAUACCCGGACUGGCUGCUCCUGGAGAUUGAAAGCAAUCUGCUCAUCCGCCCUGAGCAGGUUGAUGUCGCCAAAGCCAUUAUCAGCCCACAGUCUGGUUCUAACUCGGUUCUUCAAUUGAAUAUGGGAAAAGGUGAGUGCUUGUUGCGCAAUUAUCUUUGGACCACUGUAUAUGAUACUGAGACCGUUGUUUUUACAGGCAAAACUUCUUGCAUUGUUCCCAUGGCCGUCGCUGUUCUAGCCGAUACGAACAGCAUAUGCCGAUUGAUUAUUCCAAAGGCACUGCUACUACAGACAGCACAAACUCUGCAGUCGAGGAUUGGAGGUCUGGUUGGGCGGGAGUUGAGGCAUGUUCCAUUCUCCCGUCGUACCCCGACAACCAUGGACAUACUGAAGCUUUACAAUGACCAUCACACAAGCAUAAUGAGAAGUUCCGGCAUCAUUCUCGCCAUCCCAGAGCAUAUCUUGUCAUACAAAUUGAGUGGCUUUCAGCGCUUGGCCGACGCUAAGCUUCCCGAGGCUCGUACGAUGUUGAAGACUCAGUCUCAGCUGACCGAGGUCUGCCGGGAUGUACUCGACGAGUCUGACUUUACGUUGGCGGUGAAAACACAGCUCAUCUACCCCAGCGGCCAAUUAUUGCCCCUAGACGGACAUCCUAGUCGCUGGAUUGUUGCACAGAACCUGCUAUCUCUCGUUCAAGAUCAUCUGUCUCAACUCCAUAAGCGAUUUCCGCGUGGGAUUGACGUUGUCGAGCGACCUCAGGGUUUCCCCGUAAUUCAUAUCAUUCACGCGGACAUCGAAGACGCCCUUCGCAAAGCGCUUGUGAAGUCAAUUUGUGAUGGCGGCUCAUCAAUCGUUAAAUUACAAUAUUCCUCCCCACCGACCUUACGUCAAGAAAUUGAGCGCAUCCUGACUGAGGAGGACCUUGAAAGCGAGGUCUUCGAGAGAGUGUCAAAAAUGCUUACGGCCAAAUCGUCGUUCUACAAGAAUAUUCUACUCGUCCGCGGUCUUCUUGUAACUCGCAUCCUGUUCCUCUGUCUCAAGAAGAGAUGGAAUGUCCAGUACGGCCUCCAUCCGACGAGAGUUCCUAUUGCAGUUCCUUACGAGGCGAAAGGUGUGCCAUCGGAGCAGGCUGAAUUCGGCCACCCUGAUGUUGCAAUAUUGUUCACGUGCUUGGCUUUUUACUAUUCUGGUCUUACAUUGUCACAAUUACAAGAGGGCCUUGGACAUGUCCUAAGGUCUGAUGAUCCCGCGUCCGAGUACGACCAAUGGAUCUCCGGAUCGCGUUCAUUACCUGACUCCCUCCAGCACUGGAAUGUCAUCAAUGUUGAUGAUAUAGGUCAGGUCGAAGAGCUCUGGAAGCACCUUCGUUACGAUCAGAACGUUCUCAACCAUUAUAUGAAUGUUUUUGUGUUUCCAGCCCACGCCAAGCAGUUCAACGUAAAAUUGCAGUCUUCGGGAUGGGAUAUUCCCUUGUUCUCCCUGAACGCUAAGAAGGAUCUUGCCAGAACCACGGGUUUCAGCGGAACAAACGACAACCGAAGACUUCUGCCUUUGACGAUCAGACAGGACGACCUACCCAGUCUGAGUCAGACCAAUGCUGAGGUGAUUACGUAUCUACUACAACCGCGCAAUCGUAGAUACAUGGUUGCGAUUGAUCCCACUCAGCGGCGACUCACAGAAGAAGGGCUACUGGCCAUGCUGACGAAGGAGAAGAUCCGCAUUCUCGUCGAUGCGGGGGCUUGCAUUCUCGAAAUGCCCAACAAGGCUCUUAUCAAGACGUGGCUCAAGAUUGACCACGCAGCUCAAGCCGCUGUUUAUUUCGACGAGAACAAAGCCUGGGUCCAGUAUCGAAAGGGACGGGAUCCUGUCCCUCUUCUCGCCACACCUUUCGCUGAUAACUUGGAGGGUUGUCUGGUCUAUCUAGACGAGGCUCACACCCGUGGAACUGACCUGAAAUUCCCACGCGAAGCACGAGGGGCUGUUACCCUUGCUCUUGGACAGACCAAGGAUCACACUGUGCAAGUCGUUUUUGUCGCGCCACCGGAGGUCGACCAGAGCAUCAGAGAUGUGUGCAAGCCGAAGAAGAGUGAGACGAUUGACUCAUCGCACGUUGUCCGCUGGCUGCUGGAGCAGACAUGUCGAGGCAACGAGCAAUUGCAGGGCCUAACCGACGACAAUUAUUUCAGACCCGUCGAGUGGGUUCUCUGGAGCCAUACAACACAGACGGCCCUGGUCGUCAUCCCCGAGGAAGCGGAGAAGCUCAUCCCGGUCAUUCGAGAUUUCAAAGAAUCACAGGUUCAACUGAUCGUGUAUGCCGCACCAACUACGAAGAAUAUGCGACAUUUCAAUUCUUUGUCCUACUACUGUCUACCUCACAGCGAGGCUGGCUCGCUAAUCCCAAAGUGGUUGUCCGCAGAGCUGGGCAUUCUCGGUGCACGGCUCUACUUUAAUCUUAACGAGUAUACCGAUUUGACGAAGUACCUGAGACUUGCAAGUGGGGGGGAUACAGUGUCUGGCGGCAUUGACCAUGAUUCAGGCGACACAGCCGCGAUACCUGUCGAGAGUCUUGCCGAGUUCUUGAUGGAAUGGCUGUCGAUUCGUCGAAAGGGACAGGAUAUAGCACAGACCCCAAUGGGCUACGUGUGUCAGGGAAAACCUCUGGAUGGUUCUCAUCCUUUCUUUGCUGAAGCCCAGGACAAUGGUAAUGAAAUUGAUGCGGUCCUAGCUGCGAGAAUUGCUACACUCACCACAGAAGAUGCGGUCAAGGAUACGGAUUCAGAGAGUUCAGACUCUGAAGACUCGGAAUGA
Molecule: messenger RNA, 8466 nt
Organism: Phaeoacremonium minimum UCRPA7
Lineage: Eukaryota; Fungi; Ascomycota; Sordariomycetes; Togniniales; Togniniaceae
Exons: 6
Coding region: 1-8466 (2821 amino acids)
Source: RefSeq, a predicted model, not a curated record